Molecule: messenger RNA, 1083 nt
Organism: Glarea lozoyensis ATCC 20868
Lineage: Eukaryota; Fungi; Ascomycota; Leotiomycetes; Helotiales; Helotiaceae
Product: Metallo-hydrolase/oxidoreductase
Exons: 1
Coding region: 1-1083 (360 amino acids)
Source: RefSeq, a predicted model, not a curated record
AUGGCACAAGCACAUCACCCACCAGACCUCAAAAUCCCCUCCUCUGAUGCCACAGUCCGCGUUCGAAUUAUCGACACAACCUCCCGAAUCUCAGGCAUACCCAUCGAUGGCUUCAUGCGACCCUCAAUCAAAGGCUUCGAAUACCUAAAUUGCCCUGCCUUCUCCUUCCUAAUCGAACACCCCUCCUCCAGGAACCUCCUUUUCGACCUCGGAGUCCGCAAAGACAUCGAGAACUUCUCCCCUCGAAUCAUCAACCGCAUCAAAGAAGGCGGCUGGAAAGUAACCGUCGAAAAGUCUGUCCGCGACCAACUCUCCGACAACAACGUCAAGCCCUCAAGCAUUGAAGCUAUAAUCUGGAGCCACUGGCAUUGGGACCACACCGGCGACCCCUCCACGUUCCCUCCCUCCACAACCCUCAUCGCCGGCCCCGGCUUCAAGCAGAACUUCCUUCCAGGCUACCCCUCCAAUCCCGAAUCCCCCAUCAAAGAAACCGACUACGCCGACCGCGAACUGCGCGAGAUAUCCUUCUCCGACCUCAAAAUCGGCCGCUUCAACGCCUUCGACUAUUUCGGCGACGGUUCCUUCUACCUCCUCGACUCCCCGGGCCACGCAAUCGGCCAUAUGUGCGGUCUCGCACGCGUAACCUCUAACCCACCAUCCUUCAUCUUCAUGGGCGGCGACGCAUGCCACCACGGCGGUGAAUUCCGACCCUCGAAAUACCUUCCCCUACCCUCGAGAAUCGUUCCAAAUCCGCUCAAAAAGCGCGGUUCGCAGCCAUGUCCAGGCUCCUUAUUCGAGCCUAUCCUCCGUGAUGGCGAUCGUACGAAGCCGUUUUUCGAAAUUCCAGAGGGGCGCGUGGCGCAUGAUACGGAGGAGGCGAGGAGGACGGUAGAGAAGGUUAUGGAGGCUGAUGCGAGGGAGGAGGUGUUUGUGGUUAUGGCGCAUGAUGAUACGGUGGGGGAGGUGGUGGAUUUGUUUCCGGGGUAUGCGGAUGGGUUUGCUAGGAAAGGGUGGGUGGGGGAUUCUCGGUGGUUGUUUUUGAGGGACUUUGAAGAAGCAGUGGAAGGGCGUAAGGAAGCUUAG